CCGCGGAGUUGGUCAGUAGCUGCUCGGCAUGGCGUCCGCCCGUUCCACGCUGGCGACAGCUCUGCUGUCCGUCGCCUGUGGUCAGAUUAUCUUCGAUGGAGAUCAUCAGCUGGGGCGUCAACUGGUGAGAGAUUGCGGCGUGGCCCAGCCCAGCGGAAUAUUUUCCCCUUCACUUACUACUCGUCUUCGCCGCAGCACUUCACUGCUUUCCCCAAAGACGGCAGAUCCAGGACUUAACGUCUCUACCGUUGUCGGUGGUCAGAACGUGCAGCAAGAGCUGGGCCGCUGGCCGUGGGUCGCGCUGCUCGAAGAGCGACUCGACGGACAGCGCCGCUGGAACUGCGGCGGCACGCUCAUCUCGGCUCGCACCGUGCUGACGGCGGCCCACUGCGCGGUCGGCCGGCAGCCCUCUGACCUGACCGUCCGGCUGGGGGAGCACGACCUCUCCAGAACCAACGACGGACGGCACGUGGAUGUCUCCGUGGCGCGCAUCACGAUCCACCCGGGCUACGUGGGUAAGCAGAACGACAUCGCGCUGCUGCAGCUCAGUCGGCCGGUGACGUUCAGCCGCAGGAUCCAGCCGGUCUGCCUGCCGGCCGUCGACGCCAGCCACACGGGCAAGACGGCCGACCUGGCCGGCUGGGGGCGCACCGAGUUCAACGGCCAGGCCUCGGACGUACUGCAGGAGGCGCGACUGCGCGUGGUAAACGUCAGUCGCUGCGAGCAGGCGUAUGAGCAACUGUUAACGUUCGAUCGCGACUUCCCCGGCGGAUUUCAGGGCACCAAACUGUGCGCCAGCAGUGCCGACGGAACGCCCAAGGACGCGUGUCAGGGCCACUCGGGAGUGCCUCUGGUGUACAGAACCACUGGGAUAGAGCGCCGCUACCAGGUGAUCGGAGUCGUAUCCACAGGACUGGGCUGCGGCAACCCCAAAUACCCCACCAUCUACACGAAGGUCUCCAAGUACAUUGCGUGGAUAUUUAACAACAGUAGUUAAUAAGAUCUGAUGACAAGUAGUAUUGUUAUGGGAUAAACAAUGGGAACUAUUUUUUUAUGAUAUUUUUUAAGAAUGGCUACAUGUGUUUCGACAAAAUAUGUUUUUCUAGCCUUAAUAUCCAAUUACCAAUAAUUAAAACAUUGGCCUAAUUGCACAUCAUAAAAUUGAAUAAUGUGACAUAACAGAUAGUAAAUUCGUUCAAAGAAACAUGUCGUGCCUUACGAAGGGGCGUUUCAAGCUAUAUCUAGGGCACUGGACAUCAAUAACGUUCACCCAAAGAUACAAUUUACCUGCGAAGACGAAGAAAACGGUACGCUAGGAUUUUUGGACACGCGUAUUCGGAACCGGGGAAUUUUGUUUUAAGAUGGUGCUCUCUUUGACCUAAAGUGUUUGCGGAUCUUCUGUUGUGUCGAACCGACCGACUUAACCUGCGAAAGCAUAAUAUCAAGAGUUUUGCUU
Amphibalanus amphitrite is the source of this 1456-nucleotide messenger RNA. RefSeq names its product venom protease-like. NCBI's taxonomy places the organism in Eukaryota, Metazoa, Arthropoda, Thecostraca, Balanomorpha, Balanidae. The record is from RefSeq and is a predicted model, not a curated record. The transcript has a single exon. Gene Ontology annotation, molecular function: serine-type endopeptidase activity. The coding region runs from base 29 to 997 and encodes 322 amino acids. Gene Ontology annotation, biological process: proteolysis.